CACGGCAUACUGCUAGUUAGUUGAUUGCAGGCGCAAAUCUGUAAUUUAGAAGAUUUGUUGCAUGUGCAAAAAGUUAGUUUUAUUUCAUCGUUGUAAAAUUCUAUUGUGUGCACAGAAGCAGGGUUAAAAUGUUGGCUUCAGCGAUUAUACGAGGAAUUGCCAGGGGACGUGUGAAUCAAAUGGGGAUGAGACGGCCUCUUGUGCUGUAUGCACGGUCCAUGGCAUCAUACGGCUACCCGUCCUACAGGAAAAAGAGAGCUCUGCCAGUAAACACUGUGAUAAAGUUUGUACCACAACAAGAAGCUUGGGUCAUUGAACGAUUUGGAAAAUUCAACAGAAUUCUCAGUCCAGGUUUGGCAAUUCUGAUACCUAUCAUUGAUGAGAUCAAAUAUGUGCAGAGCUUGAAGGAGAUGGCAAUAGAAAUUCCUUCUCAAUCAGCAAUCACGCUUGAUAACGUCACCUUACAUCUUGAUGGCGUACUUUAUCUAAGAGUUGUGGACCCAUAUAAGGCAUCUUAUGGUGUUGAAGAUCCUGAAUUUGCUGUGACACAACUUGCACAGACUACUAUGAGAUCAGAAUUAGGUAAAAUCAGCCUGGACAAUGUGUUCCAAGAAAGAGACACUCUCAAUCAUAACAUUGUUGCUGCUAUCAACCAUGCUGCGGAAGUCUGGGGAAUAAGAUGUCUGAGAUAUGAAAUCCGUGAUAUUCAACUCCCCAAGACUGUAGUAGAAGCCAUGCAGAUGCAGGUUGAAGCUGAGAGGAAGAAAAGAUCUGUUGUCUUACAAUCUGAGGGAGCAAGAGAAGCAGCCAUAAAUGUCGCUGAGGGUCAGAAGCAGUCAAAGAUUUUGGCAUCCGAAGCUGUCAGGAGAGAACAGAUCAAUCAUGCGACUGGUGAAGCAGAAGCUAUCAUCGCAAAGGCCCAAGCUCGUGCUACGGGUAUAUUGAGUGUUGCCGAAGCACUAUCAAAACAGAGUGGAGACAAGGCUGCAGGCCUGAAUGUUGCCGAGUUAUAUGUAGAAGCAUUCUCCAAACUUGCCAAGACCAACAACACAGUGAUCCUACCGGCAAGCGUUGGUGAUCCAGCAUCCAUGGUGGCACAGGCACUUGCUGUAUAUGGCCAAGUGACGAAUCGACCAGCCCCCCCUGACAACACGCCCAGUGGCUCCCCCUCAGAGUCGCCUGACAAUCCCCUGGAAAGCCCAGACAAGGCAAAGGCUAUGAAAGCCCAGGAAAGCGCGAAGCAAGCUAUCAGCAAUUUGGUCGACGAUAUCGAGCAGCAAAGGAAAAACGUGCCCCACUUUACCGCCUUCUCUUCACCAACAAGAACGAGAGAUUUCCAAGAGACGAACUUCUGAUUUGUCUGAAGACAAAACGGUUCACAAAUCGGGAUGUAAAAGGAGAGGCGACAACGAACUACUGAUUGGUCUGUAAAACAAAGCACUAUACGGAUUAACCAAUCAGAAUGCACAAGGAAAGACAGCAACAAACUUCUAAUUGGUCUGUAAGCAAGGCAUGACACAGAUUGACCAAUAAGAUUGACACAAGCGAAAUACCUUCUGAUUGGUUAGUCAAAGAAAGAAAAAGGGAAAUCAGCCGAUCAGAGAAGCGCGUGUCAGACCUGGGCCAUGAAACAUGCGUCUAAAAAAGAACUUUUCAAGAUUUUUUAUCAUGAGGUUGGUUGUAGAGAAUGAAUUUAAAGUAAAGCGAACUAAUUUAAA
This is a messenger RNA of Nematostella vectensis (starlet sea anemone), 1718 nucleotides long. Its product is annotated as stomatin-like protein 2, mitochondrial. The transcript has 13 exons. Lineage: Eukaryota; Metazoa; Cnidaria; Anthozoa; Actiniaria; Edwardsiidae. Gene Ontology annotation, cellular component: membrane. Bases 129 to 1355 code for a protein of 408 amino acids. The record is from RefSeq and is a predicted model, not a curated record.